AUGGUACACCAUACAUCUUUACAUGUAGCCAAGUAUCCAGUUGGAAUAGAGUCUCGUGUACGAGAUGUUUAUCAGCAUUUAAGUAUUGGAAGGAAUGAUAUUACAUGCAUGAUAGGGAUAUUUGGAGCUGGUGGAAUCAGUAAGACAACUAUUUCAAAAGAGAUCUAUAACAUGAUUUCUUCUCAAUUUGAAGGGAGUUGUUUUUUGAAAGACAUUAGAGAAACUUCAAAGCAAGCAAGUGGUCUAAUUCAGUUGCAAAACAAACUUCUUUAUGCAAUCUUAAGAAAAAAUAUGGAUGUUUGUGAUAUUGAUAGAGGAGUCAAUGUGAUUCGACAUAGACUUCGCUCUAAAAGAGUUCUCCUCAUUCUUGAUGAUGUGGAUGAGUUAGUCCAACUAGAAAAUUUAGCUGGUGAUCGUAAUUGGUUUGGUUUGGGAAGUAGGAUCAUCAUAACAACAAGAAAUCGAAACCCUAAAGCUGAUUCAGUAUAUGAGGUGGAGAUAUUGGACGACAAUGAAGCUCUUCGACUCUUUAGUAGGCAUGCUUUUGAGGAAGAAGAACCGAUUGAAAAUUAUGCAGAACUCUCUAAAAAAAGUUCGGAUCUCAAAGGUCGAAGUUUACAUGAAUGGGAAAGUGCAUUGGAUAAGUAUAGAAAAACUCCCAAUGGAAAUAUUCAGAAAGUACUUGAAACAAGUUAUGAUGGGUUGGACAAUAAUGAGAAGGAUAUGUUCCUUGAUAUUGCAUUUUUCUUCAAAGGAGAACUCUUGGCUAAUGUCAUAAAAAUAUUUGAUAGUUGUGGUUUUUCACCAGAUGAUGGUAUCAACAGGCUUAUAGACAAGUGUCUUAUUACUGUUGAUAGCAAUGCAUUGUGGAUGCAUGACGUGCUACAAGAUAUGGGUCGGGAAAUUGUUAGACUACAAUCACCCAAAGAACUUGGUAAACCUAGUAGAUUGUGGUUUCAUGAGGAUGUUCGUCAUGUGUUAGAAGAGAGUACGGGAACAAACAAAGUUGAAGGCAUAGUAAUAGAUUUGCCCGAUGGCGAAGACAUGAUAAACUUGGGUUCAGAUGCGUUUGUACCAAUGAAAGGACUUAGAGUUUUUAUAAAUCAUAAUGCACAUUUUUUUGAAGGGCCUAAUUAUCUCUCUAAUGAGUUAAGAGUACUUGAUUGGUCUAAAUAUCCUAUGCAAUCUUUACCACCCAAUUUCAAUGGAAAGAAACUCGUUGUCUUUCGAAUGUGUGAUAGCUUGGUCAUGGAGUUAGGCCAGAGAUUCAAGAACUUGAGAACUAUGGAUCUCAUUGAUUGUAAAUUCUUAACGAGGAUUCCAGAUCUUUCAAGUGCUUCAAAUUUGGUGGAAUUGAAAGUUGAAUAUUGUGCAAGUCUAGUUGAAGUGCAUGAUUCUGUUGGAUUCCUGGAUAAUCUCUCUCUUUUGUCUUUUGUAGAUUGCCCUAACCUCUCAAUAUUUCCAAGAAGUCUCAAGUUGAGAUCUCUACAUAAGCUUAAUUUUAACGGUUGCACAAGCUUUCGCAAUUUUCCUGAAAUCGAGGGUAACAUGGAAAAUUUACGUACAUUACAUGUAGAGGGCACUGCAUUUGAAGAACUUCCUUUACGGAAUCUAGUUGGGCUUUCUGUUUUAAAUCUAACAAGAUGCAAAAAACUUGUUGGUCUCCCAACUUGCAUUCUUGUUUUACAAAAUAUUUUAAAUUUUGGAAGGAUGGGUGAUAACAGACAAUCUGUCGUGGCUAUUGAGCAUACAACAAUGGAAGAUCAGAUUAUAUCAUCAAGUGAAGAACAACUCCGGCCAUGA
This is a messenger RNA of Carya illinoinensis, 1803 nucleotides long. RefSeq names its product disease resistance protein RUN1-like. The coding region runs from base 1 to 1803 and encodes 600 amino acids. Gene Ontology annotation, biological process: defense response. Gene Ontology annotation, molecular function: ADP binding. Lineage: Eukaryota; Viridiplantae; Streptophyta; Magnoliopsida; Fagales; Juglandaceae. The transcript is spliced from 4 exons. The record is from RefSeq and is a predicted model, not a curated record.